This is a messenger RNA of Lobosporangium transversale, 1915 nucleotides long. RefSeq names its product putative FAT1-long-chain fatty acid transporter. Lineage: Eukaryota; Fungi; Mortierellomycota; Mortierellomycetes; Mortierellales; Mortierellaceae. Bases 1 to 1854 code for a protein of 617 amino acids. The transcript is spliced from 5 exons. Gene Ontology annotation, molecular function: long-chain fatty acid-CoA ligase activity; long-chain fatty acid transmembrane transporter activity. The record is from RefSeq and is a predicted model, not a curated record.
AUGGCUGUUCCUGCUGUUGCGGCCGCUGUUCCAGCAGCUCUCUAUGUGAGCUCCAAGUUGGCGUUUCCGCGCGAUCUCAAGCUUGCUCGUGGUCUGCUCAAUGCCAAGAUGAACUAUCGCUCCUACGAGAAGAACGAUACUAUCAACAUCUCAUAUCGCUUUGAGGAGACAUGCAAGAAGUACCCCAAUAAGGAGGCCCUUGUCUUCGAAGGCAAAUCCUAUACCUUUUCGGAUAUUCAACGAGAGUCAAACAAAGUCGGCAAUUGGUUAUUGUCCAAGGGUGUGAAGCGUGGUGAUAUUGUGUCCUUAAUGAUGUUGAACCGACCCGAGUUCUUGUUCUGUUGGCUCGGCAUCAACAAGAUUGGUGCUUGUGGUGCAUUCAUCAACACCAACCUCACAGGCAAACCCCUGACUCACUCGCUCAAAACUGCUUCAUCAACCUUGUUGAUCUUGGAUACAGAAUUGACACAACCCAUUGGAGAUGUCCUGGAUGAGGUUCUCCAGAUGGGUUAUACGAUCUAUACAUAUGCAGGAGUCGGGCCUCAGGUGGAUUUCGCAGCUCCCCUGGACUUGAACGGUAUCCCGGAUGUAGCAUUGCCAAAGAGCUUGAGAAAGAAGACAACCGCAAAUGAUAUUGCAAUGUUGAUCUAUACCUCCGGUACUACGGGUCUUCCUAAAGCCGGUCGUUUUUCACACUCUCGUGCAAACUUGGCUGCUCAUUUCUGGGAAUCGUUCUACUACUUCAAUGCCCAGGAUCGCCUGUACAUCGCAUUGCCUCUGUACCACAGUGCAGGAGCUGUGUUGGGUAUGUGUGUGGCUUGGGUGACGGGCGCAACUGUCGUCUUGGCCCGCAAGUUCUCGACAUCAUCAUUCUGGGAUGAAUGCAGGGCCAACAAUGUCACUGUGAUCCAAUAUAUCGGAGAGAUUUGUCGCUACUUGCUCAAUGCUCCCCCUUCACCCUUGGAUAAGACUCAUAAUAUUCGUAUGGCACAUGGAAAUGGUAUGCGACCUGAUGUCUGGACUCGAUUCAGGGACAGAUUUGGAAUUCCUCUGAUCGGAGAAUGGUAUGCGAGCACAGAGGGCACGGGCAUUUUGACCAAUUACAACACAGGAGAAAAUGGUGUUGGUGCGAUCGGAUAUCGAGGAACAUUGGCCAGGACGGUCGAUUGGGGUCUCAAGAUCGCCAAAUUUGAUGUUAUCACAGAAGAGUUGAUUCGUGACAAGAACGGACGCUGUAUCGAGUGCGCACCUGAUGAGCCUGGUGAGUUGCUGACAAUCAUCGAUUCCGCAGAUCCCACACGUGCCUUCCAAGGUUAUCACCAAAAUGCCAGUGCCAACUCCAAGAAGAUUGUGACGGAUGCGUUCAAGGUUGGGGACCGCUACUUCCGCACAGGUGAUAUUCUUCGCCGUGACAAGGAUGGUUAUUUUUAUUUCGGCGAUCGUGUAGGAGACACUUUCCGCUGGAAGUCCGAAAACGUUUCGACAGCCGAAGUUUCAGAAGUGUUGUCUACAUACCCCGAUUGUAUUGAAGUCAAUGUGUAUGGUGUUCAGAUCCCUGGUCAUGACGGCCGUGCAGGCAUGGCAGCCAUUGUCUCCAAGGAUACGAUGGAUUGGGACAAGUUUGCCAAAUUCGCUCUGAAGAAUUUGCCUCGGUACUCGGUCCCGAUCUUUAUCCGUAAGACACCAGCAAUCGAGAUCACCGGCACAUUCAAGCAGAGGAAGGUAGAGUUGGUGAAUGAGGGUAUGGAUCCAAGCAAGAUCCCAGAUGAGAUCUUGUGGUUGGAUGGAAACUCCUAUAAGCCUUUCAAGGCACCAGAGUACCAGCGUGUCAUCACUGGCAAGGCUAAAUUGUAAUAUUCGUAAAGGCUUUCAGUUAUCCAACAACAUAUGCGCAACAAUACUCAUUCAUUAAAGG